CGCAGCACGAGUGUGGUGGGAGAGGCUGGUUUGUUGAUCCAGUCGGAGCUUGGGCUACGCUGUUGUUACCUCCAGCGGAAUAGCUAGCCCUCUGUCAGAGUUUAAGCAGUUCGGCUGACAGUAUGUCAAUAAUGUAGCUUUCGUUUUACGCAUUGUCAGCGUUCUGGCGAGAACAUGCCCACUCGCACACGGAUUCGGUGUUACCGUGCCAAUUCACAACCAAGCCCGGUUACAUUAGCACGAGCUUGAGUUAGAAGAGUGACAAGAUAAACAGUCGAAGUUGCUCCGGAGUGAGAUGGCUAAUGCUAGGCUGGUCAGAGGUAGCUUAUGUAGCAGAUAUGCGUGCUAGUCGGCCGACUAAGACAUGGAAAAAUGAACGUUUCCACAAGGAGCAAUAAUAAACGGCACUUUAUCCGGUCUCUUAUUCGGGAGGCAGCCAUUUAAACGGGAGGCAGCAGCGGCUGAAACGGUGUUUGGUCCUGGCUGCUCCGCUGGCCCUGGAAGCUAGCAGAAGGCUAUCUAGCCGCACGCCUAGCUCAUUCACCAUAGUGGCUGAUGGCCUCCCUGCCGGCCAUGGACACUGUGACGGACUCGUGCCCCGCGGUGCACCAGAAUGGGACCGCCCAUCGGGAAUGUCCAGACACAAGACCAGCGGCCGCCGUUUUGAGGCUUCAUUUAUAUCCCAGCGGCCAGGGAGCAGCUGACUCCGGCUUGCUGGGCUACCCACCUGGGGAUUACGUGGCGGAGGAGCUGUGCAUCGACGCAGCGAGGAAGUGCAGUAUAUCCCCCUUGUACUGCAACCUUUUUGGUCUCUUCCGAGAGCGAGACCGCUUGUGGUUUUCCCCCAACCACAUAUUCCAGCUGGAUGACUCGGCCUCAGAAGAUGUGUAUUUCAGAAUACGGUAUUACUUCCCAGGGUGGUACAGUAGUGGAGCGUCCAGGGCUUAUCGAUAUGGAGUCAAGAAAGGGUCGGAGAGCCCCGUCCUGGAUGACUAUGUCAUGUCCUACCUGUUCUGUCAGUGGAGGAAUGACUUUUUGAAUAGCUUGGUGAAGAUUUCCAACUCACAUGAGACACAAGAAGAGUGCCUUGGUAUGGCGGUGCUGGACAUGACGAGAACAGCCAAGGAGAGGCAGAUGUCCCCUCUGGAUAUCUACCACACUAUAAGUUACAAGUCCUUCUUGCCAAAAGACAUGAGAGCUCAGAUCCAGGAGUGCAAUUUUUUGACGCGAAAGCGAAUCCGCUUCCGUUUCAAGCGCUUCAUCCAGCAGUUCAGCCAGUGUCGGACCACGGUCCGCGACCUUAAGCUCAAGUAUCUCAUCAGCAUCGAGGCGCUGGAGAAAGCCUUCUUCACAGAGACCUUCCAGGUCAGAGAGCCAUCCAUCGGACAGCUCCUCAUCCUGGUGGCGGCCGACACUGGAAUUCAGUGGUGUCGAGAGAAGUUGAAAGAUUCUGACCAAGAGCUGCAGAAUCUGUGUGACUUCCCUGAUAUCACUGACAUCAGCCUGAAACAGGCCAACAAAGAGGGAGCCGGAGAGAACCGGGUAGUCACCAUCAGUAAACAGGAUGGCAAAAACCUGGAGCUGGAAUUCUCCAGCCUGUCUGAGGCCCUCUCCUUUGUGUCUCUCAUCGAUGGCUACUAUCGACUGACCACAGACGCGCAUCACUACCUGUGUAAAGAAGUGGCACCUCCGAGACUAGUUGAGGCCAUUUCUUCUCAUUGCCAUGGCCCCAUAUCAGUGGAGUUUGCUGUGAACCGACUUCAAAAGAGCGGGAACAAGUGGGGAUUGUACAUUUUAAGAUGUAGCCCCAAAGACUUCAACAGAUAUUUUCUGACUUUCCCUUCUAAGGUGUACGACGCUGUGGAUUACAAACACUGCCAGAUUACUAGGUCCGCAACCGGAGAGUUUAACUUAAGCGGGACAAAAAAGAACUUCAGCACCCUGCAAGAACUUCUUGGCUGCUACCAAAAGGAAACGGUGCGCUCAGACAGCAUCGUUUUCCAGUUUAGCAAGUGCUGUCCUCCUCUACCCAAAGAAAAGUCCUGCCUCCUCGUGUGCAGAAGCAACAGGGGUUCUGAAGUGCCUUUGUCUCCAUCUCUACGACACAACAUCAGUCAGAUGGUGUUUCACAAGAUCAGGAAAGAAGAUCUGGACGUUGUGGAGAGUCUCGGUCAAGGGACUUUUACGAAGAUCUUCAAAGGGGUCCGAAAGGAGCUUGGAGACUAUGGAUGUGUGCACCAAACGGAGGUUGUGAUGAAAGUUUUGGACUUGACACACAGGAAUUACUCUGAGUCCUUCUUCGAAGCAGCCAGCAUGAUGAGCCAGUUGUCCCACAAGCACCUGAUCCUUAACUACGGCGUGUGUGUCUGCGGAGAGGAAAAUAUCAUGGUUCAGGAGUAUGUGAAGUUUGGCUCCCUGGACAUCUACCUGAAGAAGAACAAGAACUCCAUCAACAUCCUGUGGAAGCUGGAAGUGGCGAAGCAGCUGGCAUGGGCCAUGAACUUCCUGGAAGAAAAGCAUCUUGUUCACGGCAAUGUUUGUGCAAAGAAUGUUCUGCUGAUAAGAGAAGAGGACCGGAGGGCUGGAAACCCCCCUUUCAUCAAACUUAGUGACCCUGGGAUCAGCAUAACUGUCCUUCCUAAAGAAAUCCUGGCCGAGAGAAUCCCUUGGGUGCCCCCCGAAUAUAUCAAGGAACCGGUCAAACUGAGCCUCGCUGCAGAUAAGUGGAGCUUUGGGACCACGUUAUGGGAGAUCUGCAGUGGUGGGGAGAAGCCUCUAGCAUCUCUGGAUAACUGCAAGAGAAUCCAGUUCUUCGAGGACCACCAGCAUCUCCCAGCACCAAAGUGGACCGAGCUGGCUAAUCUGAUCACCAGCUGCAUGGACUACGAGCCCACAUUCAGGCCCACAUUCCGAGCUGUUAUCCGUGACCUCCACAGCCUCUUCACACCAGACUAUGAGCUGAUUAUGGACAGCGACAUCCUUCCAAACAGGACUGCCGGCUCUGGCUGGACAACGGGGGGUUUGGAGAAUCAGGACCCAGCUCAGUUUGAAGAGAGACACCUCAUAUUCUUACAACUCCUGGGAAAGGGAAACUUUGGCAGCGUGGAAAUGUGUCGUUACGACCCGCUGCAGGACAACACGGGGGAGGUGGUGGCUGUCAAGAAACUCCAGCACAGCACUGCCGAGCACCUACGGGACUUUGAGCGAGAGAUCGAGAUCUUGAAGUCCCUCCAGCACGAGAACAUUGUGAAGUACAAGGGAGUUUGUUACAGUGCAGGUCGGCGGAAUCUUCGCCUCAUCAUGGAGUAUCUUCCUUUUGGGAGCCUGCGGGAUUACCUCAUGAAAAACAAGGAGAGGAUUGACCACAAAAAGCUUGUCCACUACGCCUCUCAGAUCUGCAAGGGUAUGGAGUACCUGUCAAGUAAGCGGUACAUCCACAGGGACCUGGCCACACGAAAUAUCCUGGUGGAGAGUGAGACGAGGGUCAAGAUUGGCGAUUUUGGCCUCACCAAAGUUCUGCCUCAGGACAAAGAGUACUACAUGGUCAAAGAACCGGGAGAGAGCCCUAUAUUCUGGUAUGCGCCGGAGUCAUUGACUGAGAGCAAGUUCUCCGUGGCGUCAGACGUCUGGAGCUUUGGAGUUGUGCUUUAUGAGCUUUUCACUCACAGCGACAAGCACUGCAGCCCUCCUGCAGUUUUUAUGUCGAUGAUGGGCAAUGACAAGCAGGGACAGCUGAUUGUGUAUCAUCUCGUCGAGCUCCUCAAAUCAGGCAGCAGGCUGCCUCAGCCCCUGGAGUGCCCUUCGGAGAUACAUGAGAUCAUGGAGGAGUGCUGGGACAAAGACCCCAUCUUGCGUCCUUCUUUCAAGGAGCUGGCCCUGCGCAUUGACCUGUUCAGGGACAGUAAGGAGUUUUAAAAUCGCCCAAAGUGCCACCUCCCUCUUCAAUCAAGGAACAAUGGAAUACUGGUGCCUGCAUUGCGGCAAAGUGGAAAAGAAUCAUGCAAGAUCCCUCUCCGGCUGGUUGCCUGCAUUUGGAAAAGCAACGUGACUGGAUAGGUGGUUUAAUAUGAAGAUUUGCUCGAGAACAGUUUCUGAGGUGCCUUUCAGCCAGGCACUCUUCUGCUGCAGGUCUGCUGCAGAAAAGACUUGUUUGGCUGGUCAGACUGUUGAAGGUGAUGGUGCUGACAGAGAGAAGACGUUUGGUCAAUGUUUCAGAAGCAAACUUGAAGAAUUUGUAGUGACUGAGACAAGAUUGUUGUCAGAACAAGUUUUCUCUAAGUGUUUGAGGGUGUAUUUUGUUCGUACAAACAGCUAGCUGGGCUAGCUCUUGCCACACCCCCCCCUUGUGCUGUCUCCUUAGAAGAAAAUAGACUAUAUUAGUACAGUAUUUUUCUGUACAUAUGAGAAAUUUUUAUAAUUUUAUAAAUUUAAACUAUGGUAAAUACUAUAUUUGAAAAGCCAGCGCGAUGUUGUAAAUUAAGUACAUAUGAAGGUGAUUUUAAAAAUCUGUCAUCGUCUGUUUUCAAUGUGAGAGGUGGUGUGAAAAUUAAAGAACAUAUCUGUGAAACAAACUCUAGUGUUGC
Messenger RNA from Menidia menidia (Atlantic silverside), 4583 nucleotides. NCBI's taxonomy places the organism in Eukaryota, Metazoa, Chordata, Actinopteri, Atheriniformes, Atherinopsidae. The record is from the annotation of a GenBank genome assembly.